Messenger RNA from Miscanthus lutarioriparius, 1545 nucleotides. The record is from the annotation of a GenBank genome assembly. Lineage: Eukaryota; Viridiplantae; Streptophyta; Magnoliopsida; Poales; Poaceae.
AUGCGAUCCCCUGGGCCGUGCCUCCCAGCGCCGGCGCGGCUCGUCGUGGCUGCCCUCCUCCUCGCGGCUCUCACCGGGGGCGCCGUCGGCGCCGAUGGGUACGGGCGGGCGAGGAGGCUGCACAUGAAGAACAAGGUCCUGGAGAUGUUUUACCAUGCCUAUGACAACUACAUGACUUAUGCAUUCCCUCAUGAUGAAUUGAAGCCUCUUACUAAAAGUUUCACGGACUCACUUAGUGAGCUUGGCAACUUAAAUCUUGAACACUUGCCACAGGAUUAUAGUGGAUCCGCAUUGACACUGGUUGAGUCAUUAUCAAGUCUUGUUGUCUUAGGUAACCUCACAGAGUUUGAGAGAGGAGUUCUCUGGCUUUCAGAAAAUCUGACAUUUGAUGUUGAUGCUCGGAUUAAUCUUUUUGAGUGUAACAUAAGACUUCUUGGGGGGCUUAUUUCUGCUCAUAUUCUUGCAAAAGACUACAGCAGCCAGUUUAAACAUGGACUGUAUCAGGAUCAAUUACUACAUCUUGCUGACAGUUUAGGCAAUCGUUUUCUACCGGCAUUUGAGACACCUACUGGAUUGCCAUAUGCAUGGAUUAAUCUUAAGUACGGAGUGAUGGAAAAUGAAACAACUGAAACAAGCACAUCAGGGUGUGGUUCCCUUAUACUUGAAAUGGGUGUAUUGUCACGUUUGACUGGUGAUUCUAGAUACGAAGCUGCAGCUCUUCGUGCUCUCCGCAAGUUAUGGAGCAUGAGAAGUUCACUGAAUCUAGUAGGCACAACACUAGAUGUUUUAACUGGCAAGUGGAUUGAGUAUUCAUCCGGAAUUGGUGCUGGUGUUGAUUCAUUUUAUGAGUAUCUGAUUAAAGCAUAUAUUCUUUUCGGAAGUGACGAGUACUGGGAUAUGUUUCAUUCAGCUUAUCUUGCAGUGCAGAAGUACUUCCGACAUGGUCCAUGGUAUCAUGAGGCUGAUAUGAGGACUGGAGAAGCAACACACUGGCAGCUAACUAGCCUUCAGGCCUUUUGGCCAGGUCUUCAGACACUGCUGGGAGACGUAACUGCUGCAAAUCUAUCACACCGUGAGUUUUACAAUAUAUGGCAAAGAUUUGGUGUGCUACCUGAAAGAUAUCUUUUGGACUAUGGAAUGAUGCAUCCUACAGAGAAGUACUAUCCCUUGCGUCCUGAGUUUGCUGAGUCAACAUUUUAUCUUUAUCAAGCUACUAAAGAUCCUUGGUACCUAGAAGUGGGUGAAGCUAUUGUUGGAUCACUUAAUUACUAUACUAAAGUGGAUGGAGGUUUUGCUAGCGUCAGAGAUGUUUCAACAAUGAAACUUGAAGAUCAUCAGCACAGCUUCUUUCUUUCAGAAACGUGCAAAUAUCUUUUUCUUCUGUAUGAUGAUUCAUUCUUGAGGAAUCAAAAUUACAUAUUUACAACAGAGGGGCACCCUCUUCCAAUAAGAAGCACAUGGCAUGAGAAAUUUCCUGCAGCAUAUGUUCCCAGCAAUUGGACAUUUGUUAAGGUGCCUUUUCUUCUUUCAGGCUCCAUCCCUUAA